This is a messenger RNA of Conger conger (European conger), 2500 nucleotides long. RefSeq names its product tripartite motif-containing protein 16-like. Lineage: Eukaryota; Metazoa; Chordata; Actinopteri; Anguilliformes; Congridae. The record is from RefSeq and is a predicted model, not a curated record. The transcript has 7 exons. Bases 227 to 1618 code for a protein of 463 amino acids. Gene Ontology annotation, molecular function: protein binding; zinc ion binding.
UGUGUGCGUUGUGGGGGGAAAUGGUGUGGGGAUUCAUAAUCUAAUAUGAUUUUGAACACUCCCCGCUAUGAGGGAAUUAUCUUCAGCAGCAGUGCUAUGGGAUACAUAACAAUGCGCAAAUCAUAUCAGUACAAAAUACAGAGAAAGAAGAAUCACAAUUACAAGAUCAAGCUGCCCCCAGUGCAGAGAGACCUUCACCCCAAGGCCUGUUUUUAAGAAAAACACCAUGCUGGCUGAAGUGGUGGAGAAACUGAAGAUAGAACUCCAAGCUGCUCCUCCUGCUCAUUGUUACGCUGGACCUGGUGACGUGGCGUGUGAUUUCUGCACUGGGAAAAAGCGCAAAGCCAUCAAGUCCUGUCUGGUGUGUCUGGCCUCUUACUGUGAAACUCACCUUCAGCCUCACUAUGAAUCUCCUGCCUUUAAGAAGCACAAACUGGUGAAAGCCACUGGAAACCUGCAGGAAAAGAUCUGCUCUCAUCAUGACAAAGUUCUGGAGAUUUACUGUUGUACCGAUCAGCAGUGUAUCUGUUAUAUGUGUACAAUGGAUGAACACAGAGGCCAUGAUACAGUCUCAGCUGCAGCAGAAAGGACUGAGAAACAGAAGCAGCUGGGGGCGACACAGAGUAAAUUCCAGCAGAGAAUCCAGGAGAGAGAGAAGGAGCUGCAGGAUCUGAGACAGGCUGUGCAGUCACUCAAGGAAGGAGUGCAGGACAGUGAGAUAGUUGUAAUUGAGCUGAUCCACUCCAUUGAGAGAAGGCACUUUGAGGUGAAAGAGCUGAUCAGAGAUCAGGAGAAGGCUGAAGUGAGUCAGGCUGAAGGACUCCUGGAGCGACUGGAGCAGGAGAUUGCUGAGCUGAGGAGGAGAGACGCUGAGCUGGAGCAGCUUUCACACACAGAGGAUCACAUCCAUUUCCUCCAGAGCUGGCAAUCUCUCUGUGCCCCUCCUGGACCUGGAGACUUACCCAGCAUCACUGUCAGUCCACACGUCUCUUUUGAGGCUGUGAGGAAAUCUGUAUCUGAGCUGAAAGAACGACUGAAGGACAUCUGCAAGGUGGAAUUAGUCAAGAUCUCACAAAUAGAUGCAUGUCAGCUCACACUGGACCACAACACAGCACACAGAAACCUCCGUCUGUCUGAGGGGAACAGAGAGGUGACCCAUGUGAGAGAGAUCCAGUCCUAUCCUGAUCAUCCAGAAAGAUUUGACUGUUGGGAGCAAGUGCUUGGCAGAGAGGGUCUGUCUGGACGCUGUUACUGGGAGGCUGAGUGGAGUGGAGAUGGGGUUUAUAUAGCAGUGUCGUAUAAAGAGAUCAGCAGGAAAGGAGGUAGUCAUGACUCUGGUCUGGGAUAUAAUAACAAGUCCUGGAGUUUGCGCUGCUCUCCUUCAAGUUUGUAUUUCUGGCACAAUAAUGAGAGCACUAAAAUCCCUGUUCCUCCCUCCUCCAAAAUAGGAGUGUACCUGGAUCACAGGGCAGGAACUCUGUCCUUCUACAGCGUCUCUAACACAAUGACCCUCCUGCACAGAGUCCAGACCACAUUCACUCAUCCCCUCUAUCCUGGGUUUUGGGUUUAUAGAUCAUAUGUAAAACUGUCAUUAAAUAUGAUAGAAAGAGAUUUUUAGGGGCCUAAGUACUUACAGAGUGCAGAGUGAGGCAUCCCAAGUAUUUUAAAAUAAUAUAGUGUUACCUUCGGUCAGCAGACAGAUUGUUUGUAAUGAUUGUGUUCUGUGUUCCCCUGUGUUCUUGUGAUUAUUAGUAUGAUUUUUUCUAUUAGUCUUGUCACCUAUGUCUUGUUAGUUUAGUUCUUCUGUUCAGCUAUGUUUUGUUUUGUUAAAAAAAAUGAUCUCAACUAGGCUUCAGAACAGGGAACCCAAUAGCAACACCACAGGAAUAAAGUUAAACGAGGGUCAAGUCACAUGUUCCAAUACUUUUGCUCACCUAAAAAUUGGGUGGUCUGAUACUAAUUGUGAUUUUUUCUAAGCUGUUUAACAAAUCUAGAUGAAAAAUACCAGGAAAUAAGAGCUAAAUUCGGGUCUGUCAUCUCAUGGACAUCUUUUGACUUCAAACUCAAUUGUCUUCAGUGUAUAAAAAAACAAGGGAAUUUAAUUUGCUGUUCCAAUACUUUAGGAGGGGACUGUAUUGCUCUCGUUUCAUAUUUCAGUGCUCAGUCUUGAGUUUCUUUUGACUGCUGUCUCAAGGUUUUGUGUCUUAUUAUUGCAGUUUAUUAAUUUACAUGUUCCUUUGUUUUGUUAGUUCAGAGCGUUUGUUUGUAUUUUUCAAGUUUUGCUGCUUUUCUCCCCCUUCUCUGCCUCGGGCUGGUUCUCUGCUCUUGGGUCCCCACCUCAGGUCACCACCAUCAAACCUUCAAAGAAUGUAAUUGAUUUAGAUUAAUUUUUAUUUGCAUUUUUUUCUUGAGAAAGAAACUGUGCAGUAGGCAUUUCUGUAUUACACAUUUGAAAGUGAAAAUAGUUUUUUUCAUGCAAUUAAUAUUUGAUUCCAUAUAA